This is a messenger RNA of Oryza brachyantha (malo sina), 1076 nucleotides long. RefSeq names its product keratin-associated protein 6-2-like. Bases 108 to 815 code for a protein of 235 amino acids. The record is from RefSeq and is a predicted model, not a curated record. The transcript has a single exon. NCBI's taxonomy places the organism in Eukaryota, Viridiplantae, Streptophyta, Magnoliopsida, Poales, Poaceae.
UGGAGGCAAGAAAGGAAGCUAGUGUCUACACACAUUUGAGAACAUUGAAGCAAUACAAUCAGGCUCAUUGUUCCUGCUUCCUGCAAUUUCCUAUCGCUGGUUCCACAAUGUCUCAUACCAAGACUAUUGUUCUUGGCAUUGUUGUGCUUGCUGCACUUGUUCUUGCAUCUGAGGGGCGAAUUUCCCGUAAAGACUUAAGCAUCGAUCUUGGUGGCGGGGGUGGUAUUGGAAUUGGUACGGGAAUUAGUAUUGGCAUAGGUGGUGGUGCAGGUGGCUCUGGCUCUGGCGCAACAUCUGGGUCAGGUUCUUUCUCUAACUCUGGCUCAGGUUCAGGCUCGGGCUCUGCUUCUGGGUCUGGCUCAUGGUCAAGUGCUAGUUCAAGCGCAGGGUCAUCAGUUGGAUCUAGCGCUGGUUCUGGAGCAGGUUCAUAUGCUAACUCUGGUGGAGAUUCAGGAUCCAGUUACAACCAAGAUCAAGGCACCAGUGAAGGCCAAGGCCAAGAUCAAGGUUCAUGCCAUGGACAAGGAACAUGUUCGGGAUAUGGUGAGGGACAUGGUGAAGGAAAUGGCUACAGCUCAGGAUAUGGUGAGGGGCAUGGCGAAGGCUAUGGUCAAGGGAACGGCUCUGGCUCAGGAUAUGGUGAGGGGCAUGGUUAUGGUCGAGGAACAGGGUCGGGUUACAGCGAAGGCCAUGGCUCAAGACAUGGCCAAGGAUCAGGAUCAGGCUAUGGUGAAGGUUCAGGAAGUGGAUAUGGAAAUGGCUCGGGCUCAGGCUAUGGUGAAGGUCAUGGUUAUGGUUAUGGGCAUGGGAAAUAAGAUAAUUAAUUGUUGAAUUUGCCUCUAUGCCAUUGUUUAUGAAUUUAUGCUUGUUCAUGGAAAUCCGAUAUGUAUAAUAUAUAAAUAAACAAUAAACUUCCAUGGUGAAAGAUGAACAAACUUUCAUGCCCCCAAGGAUGAAUUCCAAUAUUUCUCUUUCUUAUAUGACUGGCAAGGUAUAUAGCAGUGCAGAAAAUAAAAGGAAAAAUAUCAAGUGACGGUAGCAAACAACGAUGCUUUGUUUUUCGCGUCAGACUUAAG